Molecule: messenger RNA, 1356 nt
Organism: Suillus clintonianus
Lineage: Eukaryota; Fungi; Basidiomycota; Agaricomycetes; Boletales; Suillaceae
Exons: 6
Coding region: 202-1125 (307 amino acids)
Biological process (GO): peroxisome fission
Cellular component (GO): peroxisomal membrane
Source: RefSeq, a predicted model, not a curated record
GGCCAAGAACCAGAUUAUAUACAAGGAAUAAAUUGAUUAUAUAAUCUUUUGCCACGGGGUGUGCGAGAUCAUGCUCACGUGCGCAGAAGUCUCUGUAAUAUCCUUAGCUACACGGACUACCGAGUGUUACCGAGACGUGCUCUCUCACCGCUACUCCUGAAGUUUAUUGAGAUAGAUAGACAAAUCCAUCAACCAGACAAGAUGUCGCGAGCUUCCAAACCGUAUACCCUUGCCCGACUCAACGAUAUCACUCUUGGUUCUUUCUCAAAUGUCCCGUCUUCUGAGACAUUAAACCAUCUUGUGCGGUACCUCAGCACCUGGAGUGGUAGCGACAAGUUCUUUACGCUCAUACAAUAUACAAUUAAACUGAUAGUGCCGUUCCUGCACUGGCGCGCACGGCUUCAGCACCGUGCCGGUAUAAGGAAAGAUGCAAGCAGCCACGCUGCCCCUUCUCUGGCGAGUUUUGCCAGUAUUGUUAGCGAUGCUAAAAUGUUGGGUAGAUUUUGGGGUCUUCUACCAAUCUUUCAAUGGAUGAUCUCCAUGGAGCGCAACCCCCCACCAACUCGUACGUUACACACUAUCGAACGACUUCAGGGAUGGUCCAUGCUUGGAUUUUACCCCCUCGAGCAUCUUUAUUACCUACGAGCCCAUAAUCUGAUUCCCGCCUCGAUCCCUUCGCUUUCUGCUAUACUUGGUCGCAGCUCGAAACGCAUCUCGUUGAACGAGAAUAAAUUAAUCCUCUGGUCUUGCCGAUUCUGGCUACUCUACAUCGUGCUUCAAUUCGCCCACUUAAGGGAGGAUAGAAAACUUUUGUUGGCGAGGCAGAGGAGCUUGAGGAAGGGGAAAGGAUUUUCCGCUGAGGAUAAGCAGGACCUUCGACAGCGAUGGGACUCUCUCUUGAAUGAAUUGGUGGCUAACGCUGCUAACCUACCCUUGGCCCUUCAUUGGUCUUUGGAGAGUGGUAUCUUCACAAACGAUAUUUGGGUCACUAUGUUCAGCCUCAUUAAUGGUAUUGCCGCAUUCAGAGGAGGAUGGAGGGCAACGGCUCUUCCAUCUGUCAAAGCCGUUGCAUCCCCCGAACCUUCGAACGCUACUGAUACGGUGGACGAAACCAAGUAUCAGUGACCGGGUCAACUUUGACAGAUGCUACUCGUUCACGUCACAACGGGGGAUUAACCGCAUCCGUUUAUCAGAUUUACUGGUAUCAUAUCCUCCAUUUUACGAGGUCUGUUCUGCAAUGACAUAAUUGUCGAUAGACAGACUUGUAAUAAUGUGACAGUUUAAUGUCCCGGUAUAUGGAUGAGGUAUUUACAUUUGAUUUAUUAUAUAUAUGCCAUUGUUCUUCGAGGUCUCUCG